GCUUAUGCCUUCUUUAGAUGCAGUAACUCUUUCUGAGCUUCAAAAUAUGCUUCACGAGAUUAAUCCAUAUGUAUAUAUUUUUAAGCAAACAGGUACUAUCUUGCAUCAAGAUCGAUCUCAACAUUUAACAAUGUUAAUAAAAGAUUCGAGAGUUGCUGAUUCACAUCAAUACAACCUUCCGUGUGCAUCAGAAGUCGCAGCUAUUAUAGUUGAGGAACCUAAUAAUGAAACGGAAAUAUCUUCUGUUGAAAAUCAACCUGACCUUUGUAGUGAAGAAAAUUUAUUGGAUGAUGAAUCUACCGUGGAUUAG
This is a messenger RNA of Racocetra fulgida, 310 nucleotides long. The record is from the annotation of a GenBank genome assembly. Lineage: Eukaryota; Fungi; Glomeromycota; Glomeromycetes; Diversisporales; Gigasporaceae.